GUCCUUCUUUUCCCUGAGGUCAUUCAAUGUGGAGGACAGGAAGAAGUCGGUUCAGAUGUUGCACAAUGCUCAGAUAUUAGAGUAUCUGUGUUUUUAAUCCCCAGCUGACUUGCUGACCUGCUCUGUAAAGCAGCACCAUGAGCAGCAGAGUGUGCGGGAGAGUCCUGCAGAGGCUGCAGACAGCCGGAUCUCCCCCUGCAGCCUCCUCAGGCAGCUGGAGCUGCAGACUGCAGGCAGGGCCGAGGUGUGAGCCAUGCAGAGGGCUGUCAGUGGCAAGCAGAGGAACCAUGAAUGUGUUCGACAGGACGAUGAAGAGGAGGCAGAAGAACUGGGCGGCAGCUCUGCAGGAAAGCCACCAGUUUGACUACCUGAGAGACGAGGUGGGCAGUCAGGUGGCCGACCGCGUCUACGACAUCGCACGGACGUUUCCUCUCGCGUUGGACAUCGGUGGCGGAAAAAGUCACAUCGCAGAGCAUUUAAGCAAAGAAAUUGUGGAGCGUUUGUUCCUGACAGACAUCUCAGAGACGACUCUGAAACAGAGAAGACAGAGUGAGAUCCCGACACACUGCAUUCUGGCUGAUGAGGAGUUUCUACCUUUUAAAGAAAACACCUUUGACCUGGUGAUGAGCAGCUUGAGUCUGCAUUGGAUUAAUGACCUACCUGGAGCUCUGAAACAGAUCCAUCAGGUGCUGAAGCCGGACGGGGUGUUCAUCGGGGCGAUGGUGGGCGGGGAGACGCUGUACGAGCUGCGAUGUUCCCUCCAGCUGGCCGAGACCGAGAGGGAGGGAGGAUUCUCCCCGCACGUCUCCCCCUACACCGCCGUCACCGACCUGGGCAACCUGCUGGGCCAGGCCGGCUUCAACCUGCUCACUGUGGAUACUGAUGAAGUUCAGGUUCACUAUCCGGGAAUCAUUGAAGUCAUGACCGAUUUACAAGGUAUGGGUGAGAGUAACUGUGCUUGGAACCGGAGGUCACUGCUGCACAGAGACACCAUAUUAGCAGCAGCAGCUAUUUAUAAAGAGAUGUAUGGUAACGAGGACGGCUCCAUACCUGCCACCUUUGAGAUCCUCUACAUGAUUGGCUGGAAGCCUCAUGACUCACAGGCCAAACCAGCAAAGCGAGGCUCAGCCAACGUGUCAUUUGGGGAUUUGUCAAAGAUCAGCCAGCCAACCAACACAGACAAGUCAUAGAACCUUCUGAGCCACUGAACAGCUGACAUAAUGAAGAUUGUAAAUACUAUAUUUUAUUUAAACCCCACUGUUUUGUAGCCAGAUUAAGUAUAGAUGUGUUGUAAUAAUUCUCUGGAAAUAAAGUUGAGCAAAGAAG
Thunnus maccoyii (southern bluefin tuna) is the source of this 1326-nucleotide messenger RNA. RefSeq names its product NADH:ubiquinone oxidoreductase complex assembly factor 5 (gene ndufaf5). NCBI's taxonomy places the organism in Eukaryota, Metazoa, Chordata, Actinopteri, Scombriformes, Scombridae. The transcript is spliced from 11 exons. Gene Ontology annotation, cellular component: mitochondrion. Gene Ontology annotation, biological process: mitochondrial respiratory chain complex I assembly. The coding region runs from base 138 to 1190 and encodes 350 amino acids. Gene Ontology annotation, molecular function: S-adenosylmethionine-dependent methyltransferase activity. The record is from RefSeq and is a predicted model, not a curated record.